Suillus discolor is the source of this 849-nucleotide messenger RNA. RefSeq lists its product as uncharacterized. Bases 1 to 849 code for a protein of 282 amino acids. NCBI's taxonomy places the organism in Eukaryota, Fungi, Basidiomycota, Agaricomycetes, Boletales, Suillaceae. The record is from RefSeq and is a predicted model, not a curated record. The transcript is spliced from 2 exons.
AUGCAUCAUGAGAAGGUAUGCUGCCAUUUUUCUGUUGAUGUGCUGCCAUUGAUUUUUGUCGGUGCGAAAAACGACAAAGACUAUCUCAACGUCCAGGUGUUCAUGGAGGAUGGCCUUGAACAUGGCUGCUCAUUAACCCGAGGAGACCAGCUGCUAAUUGCUCUGCUCAUAGGCGGUGACUAUGAUGCUGGUGUGCCUGGCUGUGGUAUUGAAAUCAUGCACAAGGUGGCGCUGCACAGUAAAAUCGGCCAGAUGUUGCUCGAUGCAUUCCUCUCCAUGACACCAGAUGAAUUCUCUGAGUGGGCUAAGGAGCUCAUUGAGGAUCUCCAUACCCUACUUUCUACUAAUUCUUACAAUUCGCUUGAGCGCAGGUACAAGGCAGUUGCAGAACACAUUCCUCAAGGUUUUCCUCAGCAUGCAGUAGUCAGCAAGUAUGUUCACACUUUCACAUCUUUUUUGGCCGGUGCAGCUGCAUUGCCCUGGGACAUCUCAUUCUAUCAACCAGAUCUUGUGAAUCUUGCAGACUUUUGCCGUCAGCAUUUGAGCUGGGAGGAUGAUGCAAUCGUUGAGAAGAUGUAUGGGGGUAUAUGGGAGGGUGCCUAUCUGCAUGCCUUAUGCAAGUUGCCAAAGUGCUCAGCAGACCAGGCAGACCUUCGACAGACAUUCAAAAUCAUUUCUCCGUCGACACUUAUGGCUUUGAGGCACGACAUUGAAGUUUACAGCAUUAAGGUUGACUGUCGGUGCUUGGGGCGCAAUACUCUGGGAAACGCUACUCCUGGCCAGUUGUCUGCCUUGUAUAUGCAUGUUCCAAAGGUGAUACUCUCGCACAUCGCACCAGAAGUGGUAUAG